Molecule: messenger RNA, 3207 nt
Organism: Ailuropoda melanoleuca (giant panda)
Lineage: Eukaryota; Metazoa; Chordata; Mammalia; Carnivora; Ursidae
Gene: GPCPD1
Product: glycerophosphocholine phosphodiesterase 1
Exons: 20
Coding region: 169-2187 (672 amino acids)
Biological process (GO): glycerophospholipid catabolic process
Molecular function (GO): starch binding; glycerophosphocholine phosphodiesterase activity
Source: RefSeq, a predicted model, not a curated record
CCGGUUUGAGCGGAGCCGCCGCGGGCUGCCUGGGGGAGCGCUGGCGAGGCGCUGACGGCGGGCUCUCGGCUUCUCGGCUCGAGGUCCUCGCUCUCGAGCGCGGCGGCGGCGACGACGGCGCGGACCCGCGGACCCAGCAGCUCAACACUGUAAAAUAAAUCCAUCAGAAUGACACCUUCUCAGGUUACCUUUGAAAUAAGAGGAACUCUGUUACCAGGAGAAGUUUUUGCCAUAUGUGGAAGCUGUGAUGCUUUGGGAAACUGGAGUCCUCAGAAUGCCGUGGCUCUUCUUCCAGAAAAUGAGACAGGUGAAAGCAUGUUAUGGAAAGCAACCAUUGUACUCAUUAGAGGAGCGUCAGUUCAGUAUCGCUACUUCAGAGGCUGCUUUUUAGAACCAAAGACUAUCGGUGGUCCAUGCCAAGUCAUAGUUCACAAGUGGGAGACUCAUCUACAACCACGAUCAAUAACCCCUUUAGAAAGUGAAAUUAUUAUUGAUGAUGGACAAUUUGGAAUCCACAAUGGUGUUGAAACUCUGGAUUCUGGAUGGCUGACAUGUCAGACUGAAAUAAGAUUACGUUUGCAUUAUUCUGAAAAACCUCCUGUCUCAAUAACAAAGAAAAAAUUAAAAAAAUCUAGAUUUAGGGUAAAGCUGACGCUAGAGGGCUUGGAAGAAGAUGAUGAUGAUAGGGUGUCUCCCACUGUUCUUCACAAAAUGUCCAACAGCCUAGAGAUAUCCUUAAUAAGCGACAAUGAGUUCAAGUGCAGGCAUUCACAGCCAGAGUGUGGGUAUGGCUUACAGCCCGAUCGUUGGACAGAGUACAGCAUACAGACAAUGGAGCCAGAUAACCUGGAACUAAUAUUUGAUUUUUUUGAGGAAGAUCUCAGUGAACAUGUAGUUCAGGGUGAUGCCCUUCCUGGACAUGUAGGGACAGCAUGCCUCUUAUCAUCCACCAUUGCUGAGAGUGGGAAGAGUGCUGGAAUUCUCACUCUUCCCAUCAUGAGCAGAAAUUCCAGAAAAACAAUAGGCAAAGUGAGAGUUGACUAUAUAAUUAUUAAGCCAUUACCAGGAUACAGUUGUGACAUGAAAUCUUCAUUUUCUAAGUAUUGGAAGCCGAGAACACCCUUGGAUGUUGGACAUCGAGGUGCAGGGAAUUCUACAACAACUGCUCAGCUUGCUAAAGUUCAAGAAAAUACUAUCGCGUCUUUAAGAAAUGCUGCUAGUCAUGGUGCAGCCUUUGUAGAAUUUGAUGUACAUCUUUCGAAAGAUUUUGUGCCUGUGGUGUAUCAUGAUCUCACCUGUUGUUUGACAAUGAAAAAGAAAUUUGAUGCUGAUCCAGUUGAAUUAUUUGAAAUUCCAGUAAAGGAAUUAACAUUUGACCAACUCCAGUUGUUAAAGCUCGCUCAUGUGACUGCCCUAAAAUCUAAAGAUCUGAAAGAAUCUGUGGUUGAGGAAGAAAAUUCUUUUUCUGAAAAUCAGCCGUUUCCUUCUCUUAAGAUGGUUUUAGAGUCUUUGCCAGAAGAUGUAGGGUUUAACAUAGAAAUAAAAUGGAUCUGUCAACAGAGGGAUGGAAUGUGGGAUGGUAACUUAUCAACAUAUUUUGACAUGAAUCUGUUUUUGGAUAUAAUUUUAAAAACUGUCUUAGAAAAUUCUGGGAAGAGGAGAAUAGUGUUUUCUUCAUUUGAUGCAGAUAUUUGCACGAUGGUUCGGCAGAAGCAGAACAAAUACCCCAUAUUAUUUUUGACUCAAGGAAAAUCUGAUAUUUACCCUGAACUCAUGGACCUCAGAUCUCGGACAACCCCCAUUGCGAUGAGCUUUGCACAGUUUGAAAACCUACUGGGAAUAAAUGCACAUACUGAAGACCUGCUCAGAAACCCGUCCUAUAUUCAGGAGGCAAAAGCUAAGGGACUAGUCAUAUUCUGCUGGGGCGAUGAUACCAACGAUCCCGAAAACAGAAAGAAACUGAAGGAACUUGGAGUUAAUGGUCUAAUUUAUGAUAGGAUAUACGAUUGGAUGCCUGAACAGCCAAAUAUAUUCCAAGUGGAGCAGUUGGAACGCCUGAAGCAAGAAUUGCCAGAGCUUAAGAGCUGUUUGUGUCCCACUGUUAGCCGUUUUGUCCCCUCGUCUUUGUGUGGGGAGCCUGAUAUCCAUGUGGAUGCCAACGGCAUCGAUAGCGUGGAGAGUGCUUAGUUUUUAUUGGGCAGAGGCCAUCUGGGGGCAGGCACCGCUGCUCUGGUAUUCACUUUCCAUUGAGCACCGUUUCUCUAUGCCUUCUCGGUUUCUCAGUCCAAUGAAGCAAUAAUGAAGGAUUUCACUCUUUCACUACGAUUCUUGCUAAACUUUCAAGUAUGCUAUUUAAAUCACUUGGCCAGGUAUAAUUACCAGUCUCUUUACAAUGAGAAAAUUUAUUGGUUGGCAAACAUAUUAUAUUAAACUAAAUAUAUAAACAUAUAACGUUAAACAGAUGUUCAUUAAAAGCAUAGUGCUUUGAAAUUAACUCUAUAAAUAUCUUAUAUUUACAGUUCCUACAGCUUUCAUUUGAUCAGAUCCGAAACAUUUAGCACUUGAGGAACACGACUAUGCAGAAUUAUACCUGACCAUGGAAAAAAUAAGUACCUCAAAUGCAUGCAUUUGCACUGGUGAUUCCAACUGCACAAAUCUUUGUGCCAUCUAUGUAUAUAUGUAUUUUUUACAUGGAUUGACAUGCACAGACACCAUUUUCAUUCAGUAUGAACCUUGAGGCUGCUGCCAUUCUCCCACUUAACCAAACCAAUGCCUGUGUAAACAGCCUGGAGGUGAUCCUUGAAAACUUGUUUCAUAAGUCUUUCAGAAGUUGUUUUGCAUAAAUGUUAAAAGUUUCAAAAUGCUGCAGGGUAAUUUAAUGUAUAAACUAUCAGAAGUAUGUACUGCAUACUUAAUAGAGUAGAUCAUAAUGUAUAAAUUCUAUUCAGUGCAUGCUUUAGGUUUUAAGCAUGAGAUUGUACACGUUUACUGUAAGUCCUUGCAUCUGUGGUGCUAGGUGAGUGUGAGAAGAUGUCAAGGACUGAAAAUAUGUUGUUCCCUUAAAAAAAAAAAAACUGUAGGCAUUUUCAGUAUGCUUAUUUUAAGUCUCUCACUACCUAUUACACACCAUUGCUUUGUGGGUUUGUUUUGUGUGUUGUGCAGUAGUUAAAUCCCCAUGCAGAAAAAUAAAUGUUCUGAAUUCUCAUA